Phytophthora infestans T30-4 is the source of this 276-nucleotide messenger RNA. RefSeq lists its product as uncharacterized. Bases 1 to 276 code for a protein of 91 amino acids. The transcript is spliced from 4 exons. The record is from RefSeq and is a predicted model, not a curated record. Lineage: Eukaryota; Oomycota; Peronosporomycetes; Peronosporales; Peronosporaceae.
AUGGAACGCCCACUUUUGUAUAAUCGCUACCUGCUUCCUUCCAAACUGUCGCCGGACACACAGGCACACGAAUACGCACAGCUAUCGCUGUUCUUCUGGAUGAAGGUCUCCACCGACGUGACACUAGAUGUCUCCACGGUAUAUCCAUACCGUCUCCCAAUCCAGGAAGCCAUUGCCUUCGUGAAUAAAGUCGGAGAGGAAAUAGUUGUGCGCAAAAAGCCUGUUUGGUUUCGAUUCGCAGCUCUCCAUCACUGCGCUGAACUCACUGAGCUUUAA